UUAAUACUCUACUGUAUGAGCAUGCGCAAUGACGUCAACGCCGCCAUGUUGCCCUGUCAUGUCAGCUUCCAGUGACACGCAUGACUGGAAAGACUGACUGGAAGGACGAGAAAAUGUCACAGCGUAACUGAAUAACCGCGCUAGGUUUUUGACACACAUGAGUUUUCACUUGGUCUUCGCCGACACUCACAGUAGAGGUUGAAGUGCACAGAAUUCGCGAAGGGGGGCGACAUGUUUAGAAAGAACAAAAGCAUUAAGUAUAUCCUAAGUCUUGUACCAGGGAAACGACGCUUCGGAAUUUAUCGGUUUUUGCCCAUUUUCUUCUGCAUCGGCGGUGUUAUGGAGUGGGUCAUGAUAAACGUGCGAAUAGGACGAGAGACAUUCUAUGAUGUCUACAGGAGAAAACGCUCUGAGAGGGAUUACCAACAGAAAAUUGAGGAUGGAAUAAUUGUACUUCCUGAAUCAGAACCAAAAUAAACUUUUUUCUCGGGGGGUGUGAUAUGAGAUGUGAUAAGACCUUUGCCAAGUGGAUUUAAGAGUUUUAAAAGUGACUUUAUAUUUAAACUGAAGUGUACCUUUUUCCCAAAUGAAGGUAACAGAUCAAGAAAGGCCAAGGGAAUGAAAAGGGUUUUUUUUUCAAUGUGUAUUUAUUAAUUACAAAAUCUGAUUAUUAGAACACAUCACUUGUCAUAAUCACUUUUAACAUUUUGCCAUCUUUGUGAUUAAUAAUUUCACCAAAUUCAUGAAAUGAACAUUUUGCCUUGCACUAAUUUUUACCUGUGCUAUUCUUACAGUUUAUUUUUCCAUGCACCACAUGCUUUUAAAAU
Messenger RNA from Ictalurus furcatus (blue catfish), 827 nucleotides. Its product is annotated as small integral membrane protein 4. NCBI's taxonomy places the organism in Eukaryota, Metazoa, Chordata, Actinopteri, Siluriformes, Ictaluridae. Bases 232 to 477 code for a protein of 81 amino acids. The record is from RefSeq and is a predicted model, not a curated record. The transcript is spliced from 2 exons.